AUGUCAGACAACGGCUCCCCGAAGCAAGACGCUCCGUCCGAGCACCUGAACAUCAAGGUCACGGACAACAACAACGAGGUCUUCUUCAAGAUCAAGAGGACGACUCAGCUGAAAAAGCUCAUGGAUGCUUUCUGCGAGCGCCAGGGCAAGUCCCCGGCCAGCGUCCGCUUUCUCUUCGACGGCCAGCGCGUCAACGCGACGGACAACCCCGAAACCCUCGAAAUGCAAGAUGGCGACACUCUCGAGGUGCACCAAGAACAAAUCGGAGGUGCCUGCUGA
This is a messenger RNA of Diplodia corticola, 279 nucleotides long. Its product is annotated as ubiquitin-like protein. NCBI's taxonomy places the organism in Eukaryota, Fungi, Ascomycota, Dothideomycetes, Botryosphaeriales, Botryosphaeriaceae. The coding region runs from base 1 to 279 and encodes 92 amino acids. Gene Ontology annotation, molecular function: protein tag activity; ubiquitin-like protein ligase binding. The record is from RefSeq and is a predicted model, not a curated record. Gene Ontology annotation, cellular component: nucleus; septin ring. The transcript is spliced from 2 exons. Gene Ontology annotation, biological process: protein sumoylation.